Messenger RNA from Danaus plexippus (monarch butterfly), 1317 nucleotides. Its product is annotated as fibrous sheath CABYR-binding protein-like. The annotation marks the transcript as partial. The record is from RefSeq and is a predicted model, not a curated record. Lineage: Eukaryota; Metazoa; Arthropoda; Insecta; Lepidoptera; Nymphalidae. The transcript has a single exon.
GGACCUGUGAUCAUCGACGAAUCCCCCAUCGAUGUCGGACCCGUGAUCAUCGACGAAUCCCCCAUCGAUGUCGGACCCGUGAUCAUCGACGAAUCCCCCAUCGACGUCGGACCCGUGAUCAUCGACGAAUCACCCAUCGAUGUCGGACCCGUGAUCAUCGACGAAGCACCCAUCGAUGUUGGACCCGUGAUCAUCGACGAAUCCCCCAUCGAUGUCGGACCUGUGAUCAUCGACGAAGCACCCAUCGAUGUCGGACCCGUGAUCAUCGACGAAGCACCCAUCGAUGUUGGACCCGUGAUCAUCGACGAAGCACCCAUCGAUGUCGGACCCGUGAUCAUCGACGAAUCCCCCAUCGAUGUCGGACCCGUGAUCAUCGACGAAGCACCCAUCGAUGUUGGACCCGUGAUCAUCGACGAAGCACCCAUCGAUGUCGGACCCGUGAUCAUCGACGAAUCCCCCAUCGAUGUCGGACCCGUGAUCAUCGACGAAUCCCCCAUCGAUGUCGGACCCGUGAUCAUCGACGAAUCCCCCAUCGAUGUCGGACCCGUGAUCAUCGACGAAUCCCCCAUCGAUGUCGGACCUGUGAUCAUUGACGAAUCCCCCAUUGAUGUUGGACCUGUGAUCAUCGACGAAGCACCCAUCGAUGUCGGACCCGUGAUCAUCGACGAAUCUCCCAUCGAUGUCGGACCAGUGAUCAUCGACGAAGCACCCAUCGAUGUUGGACCCGUGAUCAUCGACGAAGCACCCAUCGAUGUCGGACCCGUGAUCAUCGACGAAGCACCCAUCGAUGUCGGACCCGUGAUCAUCGACGAAGCACCCAUCGAUGUCGGACCCGUGAUCAUCGACGAAGCACCCAUCGAUGUCGGACCCGUGAUCAUCGACGAAUCUCCCAUCGAUGUCGGACCUGUCAUCAUCGACGAAUCCCCCAUCGAUGUCGGACCCGUGAUCAUCGACGAAGCACCCAUCGAUGUCGGACCCGUGAUCAUCGACGAAGCACCCAUUGAUGUCGGACCUGUUAUCAUUGACGAAUUCCCAAUUUCUGUUGGACCAGUGACUAUUGACUCCCAACUGAACCCUAUGCUCGUUAAAAUCAUCAUCAAUGUUAACUCCAAAGAUCAAAUCGAAGUGUCUCCAAUUGAUGUUGGUCCAGUAAUUAUUGACCCAGUUCCAGAACCUGAACCUGAACCCUCACCAAUUGUUAUUCCUGAGCCCGUAUUCCCUGCACCCCAACCUUCACCCGUCAUUCAAGAAGCGGAGGCACUAAACUAAGCUCCACUAAUCAAAUUUAAGUGCUUAAAUAAAUUAUUUUAUUUAUGA